Corylus avellana is the source of this 489-nucleotide messenger RNA. RefSeq names its product Pollen Ole e 1 allergen and extensin family protein. NCBI's taxonomy places the organism in Eukaryota, Viridiplantae, Streptophyta, Magnoliopsida, Fagales, Betulaceae. The record is from RefSeq and is a predicted model, not a curated record. Gene Ontology annotation, cellular component: cell periphery.
AUGGGAGGUGUUGUGUUGGUGAUAAUUGCAGCAUCACUUCUAAUGGGUUGCACCAAUUUAGGUGUAGCUCAGAAGGAAUCCGGGGUCAUGCAUGUAGGUGGAAAGGUACUGUGCCAGGAUUGCACUCAGGGAUGGCACGAAUGGGUUCAUGGUGGCAAGCCCAUCAAAGGUUGCAAGGUAUCAAUAACAUGCAUGGAUGAAAGAAGUAGAGUUGUGUAUUAUGCGAGUGAUUUGACCGAUGAAUUGGGCCAAUUUGACAUCGCUGUAAACAAAUACGUACACGGGAAGGAACUCAAAGCCAAGCUAUGCUCUGUGAGACUGGUGUCGUCACCGGAACCAACUUGCAACAUUCUCACAAACUUCGCUGGUGGCCGGCGAGGAGUGAAGCUCAACCAACCGACGUUGGUGUACCGAGAUGUGAUUAAAUACAUGCUAGGCCCAUUUUACUUUACAAACCCAUUGUGUGAAGAACCCAAUACCAACGAAUAA